AUGACUUACAGUCUCUACUCGAUCUCCGCCAACGCACUCUCCCCAUCAGGUUGUUCCUCGUUUACAUACGCAUUGAAUGGAUUCAAAGCAUAUACACGCGCACCCUGGUAUCAGUUCUCCGAACAGCAGGUCGACAAUUUCACGAUCAACGGUGGCACGAAUCCGGCAUUCCCUUUUAUGACUGGCGCUGGUGGCUGGCACCAGGUCGGCCCAAUGGGCUGGCUCGGCGCUCGAGUGGUGGAGGAUCAACUUAUUCUUCAGCCAGCUCUACCGCCUCAAAUUCCGUAUGUCAACCUCCGCACCGUGAUCUUUGGAGGAGCAGGAAUCAAGGCUACCAUGAACUACACUCACACCAAUCUCACUCGGACGGACGUAUCCGCCUACCUACCACCAAACAGUAGUGACAUUUACGCCAAUCAAUCCAUGCCCAUCGCCAUCGGCUUCUCCAUCGAAGAAGGUCGUAACAUCAGCAUAGCACUAGGACAGACGAUCACGAUCGAGAACCGUAUAUACUUCGACAACAUCACUACGGCAGGAAACCUCGUCCAAUGCUUGCCUGUGACUUCAGAAGGAGAGUAUCAACCAGGACAAUUCCCUCUUGCAGCUGUCGAUGGAGCGGCCAGUACUCGUUGGCAACCCAGAACCCGUCAGCCUGCAUCUCUGACAGUCGAUAUGCAGAAUGUAGACUACCAACCAUUGACCGGCGUGUCGUUUGACUGGGGCAGCCGUCCACCGGCAGCAGCUCGCGUCCUCGUCUACAACUCUACUAGUGGAUCGAAUGGUAGUUCGACGAAUAUCCGAACGGCAGCCUUCACUGACAUUACGAUCUCGAUGCCAUACAAUGCCGCUACCAAUGAUGUCGUCCAGGAGUAUACGGGUAAUAUGUCUUACUUCAGGUUCUCGACUCCUAUCUGGUCUGGCCAGUAUGUCACACUUGAGAUUAGCGGAUGUCAAGCAACAGGCGACGAGUUGGGCGCAACAGUCGCCGAGUUCAAUCUGUUAGGCGCCAGUGGUACCAGCGUGGUUGGAAGCGGUGUUGGUAGUAACGGGACAUCGUCGAAUGCGACGACGAGCAUUGUGACUCCAAGCUCAACGAGAGGAUCAGUAAGCUCGUUAGCAACUGCAUCAAUCACGGCUACGCGAACUCCGAGCUCCCCAUCUCUUCUUGCAUCGAACACAGGCUUCAAGUCCGUCGGCAGGUCGGAACUCUGGUGGUUCAUCACCGGCGCCGUGAUGGUGGUGGCCUUGUUGUGA
Molecule: messenger RNA, 1254 nt
Organism: Aureobasidium uvarum
Lineage: Eukaryota; Fungi; Ascomycota; Dothideomycetes; Dothideales; Saccotheciaceae
Source: the annotation of a GenBank genome assembly